GGAAACAUGUUGACAUUUUCUUUAACGUCUGUCAAAGGCGUUGAUAAGUAGUCUCUUGAUGCUAUACCGCAAGACAAGAAAAUCUCACCAAGCUAACAUUCCAGGUAAGGCUUGAAGAUGUCAUACGCGGGGCGCAGAUCCGCUACCGAUUAACCUUUACACCCGCCAACCUCACGCUGCCCAAGCAUUGUGCAACGUUUUCUAAGAGGGUUUCACUUUGGAUGAGGGUUCAGACCGUCAAGCGAUAUUUUCUAGCAAGAGGGAGCAUGAAAAGCGCAUCACUAUGGGCGUUUGGCCGCGAGAUAUGUCGAAACAUCUGCGCCAACUGCAUGUUCCUUGAGAGCGCACAAAGGAGAAUAAAGUCGGUAAUCCACAGCAUUAGGGUGUGUGAGAGAGGCUUGGAUAAAUUUCCUCUUUACACUACUUAAGCUACGGCAUAUAAAAGGUAAUAUAUAUAUAUAUAUAUGUAAGCACGCAAAUGUACUUGCAUUCGUUUAUCUUUUUGAGCAAGUUCACAAAUCGGAUCCAAAGGCUGCCACACAUGGGCCUCUUCGUUUCAGUAAAUUGAAAUUCAUCGUUUUUUUUGUUGUUGCUUUCUAAUUGAGUUCCCGGCAAUUUUGUACAUGUACGAUUCCUUGUGGAAUCUUCAAAAUACGACCCUUGGACAUUCCGAAUUUGUUCUCUUAUUUACACCAUCGCUCCCACGAUAGGGGUUUGAUAGUUUAUUGAUCAAGCAUUAAUCACUCGAUUCCUGGAGAUUGCCCUCAAUCUACGUUCUUCUUUCCUUAUCUUUUUAAACCUUUACUCGUUUUGAAGAAAGGUAUCCUUUCUGCUCAUAACAUAGUCUACACUAAAGGCAACGUCUCUUAACCCCUAAUCAGUCAUUUGGUUAGAACGGAUCUGUCUCAUGUAGACUUCUGACGUUCUUUGGCGUCCAUUAUUUUUUUUUUGUAAAUGCCACGCACCUUUCGCUAUUCCAGACCAAGACUAAGCUCCGAAGAGACGCUUUUAGACUUUUUAUCUACCAAAUUCUCUUAUUUAACUAUCACACAGUGGAAAGAACACCUACACGCGGGUCAUCUUUCCAUUGGUGGAGUCCAAGUUUCCGAUGGGAACUCCAUUCUUCGGCAAAAUGAUAUCAUCACGUUCGCACCGCCGCGCACUCUCGAGCCGCCGGUGGAUGAUGCGCGGAUCGAGAUUCUUUACGAGGAUGCAAAGGUGGUCGUGUGCGUGAAGAAUGGGAACUUACCCGUAUCCGAAGGAGGCUGCUACUGCGAAAAUACACUGAUUUCGAUUCUCCGUCGGCGCGGCACCCGUCCGUUCUACACGAAUAAAACGUUGGAGGGGGUGGGAAACGAAUCCAUUCGGGUGAGAUCCGCCGUGUCCCCCAAACGACCCCGUGAGGACACUGAAGCAAAGGAGUCUCCGUUUGAUUUCUACCCGAUCCAUCGCCUUGACAAGGAGACGUCCGGGGUUUUAGUGAUCGCGAAGAGCUCAAAAGUCGCCAAACACAUUGGAGGGAGGUUUCAACAGCAGUCCACCGCCACCAUCGACGCCAUUGAAAACGUUAUCUGCGCUGUUUCACCAUCUUUUGCGGUUUUACCACGGCUAUUGGGAUCUUCGUCGAAUCCACUCGACGCCGUCAUCUCGCCCGCGAUGUUUGCGCGCCUUCACGAGGAAGCGAAGGCGGUGCGGAAGUCCUACGUGGCGAUCCUCUCCGGGGCGGCGGCGAAAGGAAUGGAGGUCGUCGUGAACGCACGGAUCGCGUCGAUCCGAAGUCUCCCUCCCUCUGACGAUUUCGCGCAAAAACACGGGAAAUUAACGAAGCUGAAGAUGGUCUGUGUGGAGGAUGUGUUGCGGGAGGCAAUCAACCGCGAGCGCGCCUUCACAAAGACCUCUACGACGGACGUUCCGGAAACCAAAUCGCUCGGGAAGGUGGCGAUCUCGCGCGUUCGUGUCGUGGCGUCGAGCGCGCGUUGGGGGAUUUCUCUCGCGAAAAUUGACCUUCUUACGGGGCGAACCCACCAGAUUCGUCUGCACUGCGCCCAUCUCGGCUACCCCGUUCUCGGGGAUAAACUUUACACCACACGACAACCAGGGGAGGUCGGGUUUUCCUUUCCCGUGGAGGAUAACGUCUACUUCGCGCGGGUUCGGGAUACGGAAGAGAGGUUUCCCGCGGAUUCCAUCACGCCAGCGUGGCGUUGCGCACGGCAUCUUUUGCAUGCCGCGAGGCUUUCCUUUCCCUACCACGCGACGGGGGAAGAGGAGGAGCGCGAGAUGUCGUUUGGGGUACCCUCAUUGAGGUGGUUUGAGGGGGAUGUGCGGCACGCCGAGGAGGGGGCGAUGGAGGAGCUUCGGCGGAUGCUUCGGGAAAUAGAGUAG
Phytomonas sp. EM1 is the source of this 2382-nucleotide messenger RNA. The record is from the annotation of a GenBank genome assembly. NCBI's taxonomy places the organism in Eukaryota, Euglenozoa, Kinetoplastea, Trypanosomatida, Trypanosomatidae.